AUGUUCUCCACAGAGCAAACCGAGCUUCCCCUUACACGACCGUAUGUACCCCGCCACUCUCUUCACUCCUCCUUUUUCACCCUUCCCUCAAAGCAACUUGCAUACUCCUCUUCUCUCUCCCCACCCGGUUCACUGGAAUAUGACGAAUCAGCUGGCAGUUGGAACACAAGCAUGUACAUCGAUCCACAAGAAGGGAUACAAUCGCCACGCUUCUAUUCACUAGCUAAGCAUGCAAGAGACAUGCUAGAACCAGCCAUAAAAGCAAAAUUGGAAAAUACAGCAGAGGCUGUCGGAAGGCUAUGGAGUGUCGAUCCAGAAGUAUACGAAACUGGCUUCUUUGUCGGUCCGAGGCUAUUUGUGAGUCGGCUGAGAUUAGGCGAUAUCAAAGCAGCAAAAAUUGAGAGCAUGAGUGUUGCUGGUUAUGUAUCUAUUGCAAGUUGGGGAGAAACAUGCCCACGGAGCGCUCUCCCUGUGAAAUGUUUAUGGGCCAGUGAUGAAGCCGAUUUCGGGCUGUUUCUCGUAAUAAACAAGACUUUCCGUGCACCUGGAUAUCUCGAAUUACCGGAUGACUCUUCAUCUGAAGUAGCAAAAAACUUGCGAUAUAGGGACAGCGUGGUAGCAAUUGUAUAUAAUGGUACACCUAAUAGAAACCUACUCGACGAACGCAAUGCUUUGCGAUAUCGAGACGCUGAUGAAGAUGGUCGACCCAAAGUCCCCGAAGACUUGAGUACCAUCCUUCAUCCACACGCAAAAUCCGUCGCAUCCGGCAGCGUUAUCGGUCUCCCUUCUCUUGAUCCAGAUUUACCGCCGACAAUGUUUCGUAUCUCUGCCAGUCUGUGGGAUGGUGCAAGCGGUGGACCCGUUUUUGCUAUACGUGGAACGGACAUUUUGCUUAUUGGAAUGGUUUCAUUAUGUCCGGGUGAAACAGAAGGAAAUGAGGCGUCAUUCUUAUACAACUGGCACAAAAGCAAAGUGGCAGCUGCCAUUAAAAAGGCACAAGAACAACAGAUGUACCUUUUUAGCAAAGACGAACUCCAACACUUUCACAAGCUCACACGUAGGCCAACACCACCAUACAAACGUGAAGACUCGGGCCGGGCACGAAACUCAAUACCAUCAAAAAGAACGUCCCGCAUAUUAUGUCCACUUCCCGCAACAAGACCCUCGUCGAUCAUUGUAGUUCCAGAAGAGAAACACGGGAUAGAUGGACUGGACUUGGACAUACCAAUGCCACAAAAAAACGAGAGAGAAGAAAGACGAGAUAGCGCUUGCGAGAUUGCUAGCGACGAGGACAACAAAAAAGAGCUGGUCGGGUUUCCGUUCCUUCCGCCUCUGACCAAAAACACCAACUACGAGAAUCGCCUCCCGCCCGUAUCCGUAUCUAUAUUAUCCGAUCUCGACUCUUCGUCCGAUCUCUCACCAUUCAAUUCGACGAUAACCGUAUCGCCGAUACAGACAAUUUCAUUACAGACGCCGUUAACGGUUUCCAAGCCGACGCCUCGAGUCGUAGCCAGCAAGCAACCAACAAACAAGACACGUUAUACUCGGCUACACCCACGGACAUUGUUUAAUGAUGGACUUCUUUAUUUCUUUGUAGUCGCUUUUGUUCUUUUAUUUGGUGUAAUUCCGUUACAUCCAAAGAGUUGA
Molecule: messenger RNA, 1647 nt
Organism: Paraglomus brasilianum
Lineage: Eukaryota; Fungi; Glomeromycota; Glomeromycetes; Paraglomerales; Paraglomeraceae
Source: the annotation of a GenBank genome assembly